This is a messenger RNA of Trichomonas vaginalis G3, 1182 nucleotides long. RefSeq names its product proteasome regulatory particle assembly. The coding region runs from base 1 to 1182 and encodes 393 amino acids. The transcript has a single exon. NCBI's taxonomy places the organism in Eukaryota, Parabasalia, Trichomonadida, Trichomonadidae. The record is from RefSeq and is a predicted model, not a curated record. Gene Ontology annotation, molecular function: protein binding.
AUGCAUGAUCAGAUUGAUAAAUUCAAGGAGUAUUUAACUCAAAACUCAAUAUCUCAUGAUGAUGUUUUUCUCGAAAUUCCUAAUUUAGAGAAAGUUGAUUAUUUUAAUUCUUUUGUAGAGUUAUCAUUAGUUGAAACUUGUGCCUACUUUGGAUCUGUUAAUAUUUUUUAUUUCUUAAUUUCUAAUCAUUAUUGUAAAAUAACUGAAAAAUGUCUUCGCUACUCAGUAAUUGGAGGAAAUCAAGAUAUUAUCAACGAAUGCUUGAAAGAAAAUAAAAUGAAAAUUGUUUGUUUCAGAAGCAUUAUUAGAACACACAAUCAUAAAUUGCUUGAAUAUGUUUUAGAUAGAGAGAUAUUCACGCAAGAUGAUUUAUAUGGCGAGAAUUAUCAAUCUACUAAAGAAUAUGAUUGGACGGAUAAAAAAUUUAAACCUAUUUAUGAAGAUAUCAUCAGAUAUCAAAACCUUAAUGCUGCAUUUCUUCUAUUCAAAAGGAACAAAUAUUAUAUUUUUCCAUGGGCUGCUGCAUUUCCGCAAACAAUAGAUAUUUUCAAAAACAAUACAUUUUCUAACAAACUUAAUCACGCUGAUGGUGGAAUUAUUCAUUUUGCAUGUAGGUCACCCAAUUCUGAUAUUUGCAGAUUAUUACUUGAGUCAUACAAUCAAAUUAUAGUUAAUGAUGAUGAAGUUGAAUUAGAAGGAGAAAUCCAUAAUGAAGAACGUAUUUUACAUGGACUUAAUAUCAAUGAAAAAAACAAACAUGGAAAAACAGCACUUUGUAUUGCAGUAAGAAAUGAUAAUAAAGAAAUGAUAGAGAUUCUUAUUUCAUAUGGUGCAAAUGUCAAUGAAAAAGAUGAAAAUGGGAAAACCGCUCUUCAUUAUGAUGCAUAUAAUAAUAGUAAAGAAACAGCCGAAGUUCUUAUUUCACAUGGUGCAAAUAUUAAUGAAAAAGAUGAAUAUGGAGAAACAGCUCUUCAUAUUGCAGCCCAUGAAAAUAGAAAAGAAAUAGCCGAACUUCUUAUUUCACAUGGUGCAAAUAUUAAUGAAAAAGAUAAAUAUGGAAAAACAGCUCUUUAUUAUGCAAUAGAAAAUAAUUGUGAAGAAAUAGCCGAACUUCUUAUUUCACAUGGUGCAAUUAUCAAUGAAAAAGAAAAUACUUUUAAUCAAUCAUCAUCUGAUUAUUGA